Monopterus albus (swamp eel) is the source of this 1975-nucleotide messenger RNA. RefSeq names its product torsin family 1 (gene tor1). Gene Ontology annotation, cellular component: endoplasmic reticulum; nuclear envelope; endoplasmic reticulum lumen. The transcript is spliced from 5 exons. Gene Ontology annotation, biological process: protein localization to nucleus; nuclear membrane organization. Lineage: Eukaryota; Metazoa; Chordata; Actinopteri; Synbranchiformes; Synbranchidae. Gene Ontology annotation, molecular function: kinesin binding; ATP hydrolysis activity; ATP binding. The record is from RefSeq and is a predicted model, not a curated record. Bases 146 to 1159 code for a protein of 337 amino acids.
ACCUCUGGACCCUGACGUCAUAACAGCUGCUCUCCACCACAGUUCCAUGGUCUCCACUCACAGCUGUGCACUUGCUAAGGCGCGGACUCUUUUAAAUAUAAAUCUAUUUUAGCUGAGUUUGAUAAAGUUGGUACAUUGGUUUAGAAUGACACCUAAGAAGCGACACAUGCUACUGCUGUUGAUGCUGGUCUGCUCGGGCACAACGGAGGCUCUCGAACCCAUCAGCACCACCAUAGCGGUUGGGAUGGCAGCCACUCUGACAGCAUUCUUAGCUAGCUACCCGAACAUUUUCAACUAUUUUCACGAGUGCUGUCGACCCGAAUGGAUUUCUUUCAACAGAACAGGUCUUGAAGUUGACCUGGAAAACAAACUGUUUGGACAGCACAUUGCAUCACGCAUCAUCUUAAAAGCUGUGACUGGAUUCAUGAGCAAUGACAACCCCAAGAAGCCCCUGGUGCUCUCUCUGCAUGGAUGGACUGGCACAGGGAAGAACUUUGUUAGCAAACUGAUUGCUGAAAACAUUUAUAAGGAGGGAAUGCACAGCAGCUUUGUUCAUGUUUUCACAUCUACACUUCACUUCCCACAUCCAAGUCAAAAUCAUAUCUACAAGUCUCAGUUACAGCAGUGGAUCAAAGGCAACGUCAGCAACUGUGAACGCUCCAUGUUCAUCUUUGAUGAGAUGGACAAGAUGCAUCCUGGCUUAAUUGACAGCAUUAAGCCAUACCUGGACUACUAUGACAAGCUGGAAGGAGUUUCUUUUCGAAAAGCCAUUUUCAUCUUCCUCAGCAAUGCCGGGGGGGACAAAAUCGUACAGAAAACUUUAGAGUUCUGGAAAGCAGGACGAAGUCGAAAAGAGAUUGAGCUCAAAGAUCUGGAGACAUUAGUCACUCUCUCUGUGUUCAAUGACGACCAAAGUGGCUUUUUUCAUACAAGUCUAAUUGACAAGAAUCUGGUGGACUUCUUCGUCCCACUCCUGCCCCUAGAGUACCGACACGUGGUCCAGUGUGUCCUGGCUGAGAUGAAAGCCAGACAACCUCAGCCAGACAAGGACGUGGCAGACAAGGUGGCCAAAGAUCUAGUCUACUUCCCCAAAUCUGAGAGAAUAUUCUCUGUCAAAGGCUGCAAGACGAUAUUCAGCAAGUUGGAUUACUACACAUAAUGUAAGCGUAUGAUGGACACUAUUCGAUCACUAUGUACAUUUUUAAAUUUUUUUAAAGACAAACACUCUUAGCCAAAUGACUAAAAAAGGAAGACGGACUGCUUUCUAUGGAGUUAUCUGUUCCAGAGGUGGAUAUCAACAGGUCAUCUCCAAUGUUGUAUCUUGUUUACACUGAAUGAAGGGGCUGAUAAAAGUGCACAGUGUCAGUUGAAUGAAAAAAUAAGAUGGGAAUGCUAUCCGCUGUGAAAGGUUAAGGGGGUUGAUCUCCACUUUUAUGUCACACUACGCUGAGUCUCUCUGAGAUAAUGGUGUUUUCCUGGGAGCCUCUUGUAUCUAGCGGUGUCCUGUCAAUGAAACUGUGGCUUAUCACUGUUUGCAUUUGUUUUAAGUGUACUCCAUGUGUGGGUUUUUUUAAAAAUACCUGCCUUAUUUCUUAUUUUCACAAUUCUUUUUUUAGAAUCUACUGAAUUCUUUUACACAGCCACUGUAUAUAUGAGUCCUUUAACAGUCAAUGUUGGACUUGGUGAAUGAGGUGGGGUAGUCGGCACAGCAGAGCUGCUUGUAAAUAAACACAAACAAAAGUCUCACUGUUCAAAUACAGCAAAACUUGAUGCAGAAAACUGUUUAUACAGUAUUUAUUAUAUUAAAAUCAGUAGCAAGAUGGUCCUUCUAUACUGUGCAGACAUACUUUUAAUAUCUAAUUUGGUAACAUUACAGGUUCUGUUACACAUAAGGAUAAAGGUAAUCACCUUUAUUGGCCAAGUAUGUUGCACACAAGGAAUUUGUUGCCAGUACAGAACCGAUGGCAGACAUCUG